GCGACUGCACUCCAGGGGACAGCCUCUCCCGGACCCACUCGGGGAGGGGGCGGCUAAGGCCCGGGGAGACCCGCGAGGGGCAAGCCCGGAUUCUUGCGGGCCGCCUUUCUGCGCGCGCCGGAGAGAGAGACGCGGUGGUGACAGGGACGCGCAUCUCACUUCCCCCCAGCUCCGGAGAGGGAUGGCGGGGUGUCGGCGAGUUCACUGCUGGACAGUUACUAAUGCCAGCAGUUACUCUGCAGAGAUGACGGAGCCCAAGUCGGUGUGUGUCUCGGUGGAUGAGGUGGUGUCCAGCAGCAUGGAGACCGCUGAGACGGACCUGCUGAAUGGGCAUCUGAAAAAAGUAGACAACAGCCUCACGGAAGCCCAGCGCUUCUCCUCCUUGCCUCGGAGGGCAGCUGUGAACAUUGAAUUCAGGGACCUUUCCUACUCGGUUCCUGAAGGACCCUGGUGGAGGAAGAAAGGAUACAAGACCCUUCUGAAAGGAAUUUCCGGGAAGUUCAAUAGUGGUGAGCUGGUGGCCAUUAUGGGCCCUUCCGGGGCCGGGAAGUCCACGCUAAUGAACAUCCUGGCCGGAUACAGGGAGACGGGCAUGAAGGGGGCCGUCCUCAUCAAUGGCCUGCCCCGGGACCUGCGCUGCUUCCGGAAGGUGUCCUGCUACAUCAUGCAGGAUGACAUGCUGCUGCCACACCUCACUGUGCAGGAAGCCAUGAUGGUGUCGGCACAUCUGAAGCUUCAGGAGAAGGAUGAAGGCAGAAGGGAGAUGGUCAAGGAGAUACUGACAGCGCUGGGCUUGCUGUCUUGUGCCAACACGCGGACCGGGAGCCUGUCAGGUGGUCAGCGCAAGCGCUUGGCCAUCGCGCUGGAGCUGGUGAACAACCCUCCAGUCAUGUUCUUCGAUGAGCCCACCAGCGGCCUGGACAGCGCCUCCUGCUUCCAGGUGGUCUCGCUGAUGAAAGGGCUCGCUCAAGGGGGGCGCUCCAUCAUCUGCACCAUCCACCAGCCCAGCGCCAAACUCUUCGAGCUGUUCGACCAGCUUUACGUCCUGAGUCAAGGACAAUGUGUGUACCGGGGAAAAGUCUGCAAUCUUGUGCCAUAUUUGAGGGAUUUGGGUCUGAACUGCCCAACCUACCACAACCCAGCAGAUUUUGUCAUGGAGGUUGCAUCCGGCGAGUACGGCGAUCAGAACAGUCGCCUGGUGAGAGCGGUUCGGGAGGGCAUGUGUGACUCCGACCACAAGAGAGACCUCGGGGGUGAUGCCGAGGUGAACCCUUUUCUUUGGCACCGGCCCUCUGAAGAGGUAAAGCAGACAAAACGAUUAAAGGGGUUGAGAAAGGACUCCUCGUCCAUGGAAGGCUGCCAUAGCUUCUCUGCCAGCUGCCUCACGCAGUUCUGCAUCCUCUUCAAGAGGACCUUCCUCAGCAUCAUGAGGGACUCGGUCCUGACGCACCUGCGCAUCACCUCGCACAUUGGGAUCGGCCUCCUCAUCGGCCUGCUGUACUUGGGGAUCGGGAACGAAGCCAAGAAGGUCUUGAGCAACUCCGGCUUCCUCUUCUUCUCCAUGCUGUUCCUCAUGUUCGCGGCCCUCAUGCCCACUGUUCUGACAUUUCCCCUGGAGAUGGGAGUCUUUCUUCGGGAACACCUGAACUACUGGUACAGCCUGAAGGCCUACUACCUAGCCAAGACCAUGGCGGACGUGCCCUUUCAGAUCAUGUUCCCAGUGGCCUACUGCAGCAUCGUGUACUGGAUGACAUCGCAGCCGUCCGACGCCGUGCGCUUCGUGCUGUUUGCCGCGCUGGGCACCAUGACCUCGCUGGUGGCACAGUCCCUGGGCCUGCUGAUCGGAGCCGCCUCCACGUCCCUGCAGGUGGCCACCUUCGUGGGCCCGGUGACAGCCAUCCCAGUGCUCCUGUUCUCGGGGUUCUUCGUCAGCUUCGACACCAUCCCCACGUACCUGCAGUGGAUGUCCUACAUCUCCUAUGUCAGGUAUGGGUUCGAAGGGGUCAUCCUCUCCAUCUAUGGCUUAGACCGAGAAGAUCUGCACUGUGACAUCGACGAGACGUGCCACUUCCAGAAGUCAGAGGCCAUCCUGCGGGAGCUGGACGUGGAAAACGCCAAGCUGUACCUGGACUUCAUCGUACUCGGGAUUUUCUUCAUCUCCCUGCGCCUCAUUGCCUAUUUUGUCCUCAGGUACAAAAUCCGGGCAGAGAGGUAAAACACCCAAAUGCCAGGAAAGAGGAAGAUUAGACACUGUGGCCGAGGGCACGUCUAGAAUCGAGGAGGCAAGCCUGUGCCCGACCGAUGAUGCAGAGACUCUUCUGAUCCAACCCCUAGAACCGCGUUGGGUUUGUGGGUGUCUCGUGUGCAGCCGCUCCGCCCAGCUGGGUUGGGUUCUCUCCAUUCCCCUUUCUAGCUUUAACUAGGAAGAUGUAGGAAGGUCGGUGGUUCUUUUUUUUUUUUUACAUACAGAAUUUUAAAUACCACAACUGGGGCAGAAUUUAAAACUGCAACACAGCUGGUGACGAGAGGCUUCCUCAGUCCAGUUGCUCCUUAGUACCAGGCACCGUGGGUCCUGGAUGGGGAACCGCAAGCAACCUCUCGGCUGAUGGCUGCACAGUCAGAUGUCUCGGGGCAGAGGGGCCGAGCACGGAGCGAUUCCAUUUUUUGACUGUUGUUUUUCAUAGUUUCAUCUUUCUAAGGUGUGUCUCUUUUCCAAUGAGAACUCAUUUUUGCAAGCCAAAAGUUGAUCAAUUGCAUUCAUUUGAAGAAACUGUACCUUUUUAGUACUUGCUGAAGAAUGAUUCGGGGUAAAUCACGUACUUUGUUUAGAGAGGCAAGGGGUUUAACCGAAUCACGUAGCUGGUCUCAUACGCAGACAGCACUGGUGAAGUAUUGAAUGCAGGUUCCAGGUGGAGGGAAGACGUGGACACCCUCUCCACUGAACCAUGCAGAAAUUUUUAAAAGCUAUACAAAACAUUGUAAGAAGACAUUGGCCAACUCUUUCAAAGUCUUUUAUUUUCCACGUGCUUCUUAUUUUAAGCAAAAUAUAUUGUUUGUUUCUUCCUAACUUUCUGACUACCUUAAUUUUGCCUAGGUUGAUUUAAACAAACAAACAGCAUCCCUUUCCUUCUAUAUCAUCUCAGCUACCUCCACUGAACCUGAAAGAGCAGGGCUUAGGGAAAUUCAGGCAUGACCUUUGAGGGUUGUCUCUGCAGGAGCAGCCAGCAGAGAAAGAUGGGCUAACUGUGCAAGAGGGGAGGAGGCCAACAAGAUGGCAUCAGAAUCCAAGGGCUUAGGGCAAAGUCAGUAGACUUCAGUGUGUGGAGGCAUUUGAAACUUGAUCAAACAACGCAUUUCGAGUGGUGGGGGAUUUCAUCUCUGGUUUUUGUGAUCUCACAGCCACAUCACCGCCUCAGUGUUAGGCUUGUGUAAACUUUGCAUAUUGGAAACCGCUUCUUUCUUACGACUGAAUCACAUAGGUCAAAUCCCACUAGGGCAGGAACUGGUGCCUAUCUGGAGGUCAAGUGGCCUUUGAAUUCAUAACAAGGCUGCCCGUGUGCUUGUCAGCUCUCAGAGGCAGUUUGACUACACGCGGAGAAGGUGAUUCUGGCCAAAGAAGUCCAUCUUUAGGAAAAUGCUGUUGUUUCCUCCUUCUAGAAUAUCAUUCUCCAAGAAUCCGGGCUUCCGAUGGAAAGGCUGUGUUUUUGUGGGCAAAUCAGUGAACCUUUCUGAGCUACAUUUUUCCUCAUCUGUAAAUAGUUACAGUACAUCAUGCCCAAGGCCAUGCCAGCUCAAAGGGGGUCAAAGGGCGUGGGAUUCCUUGGUGAUGUCCCCGAAGCUCUUAUUUCCCACUUUGAAAGAACGAAAAGGGUCUGAAUUUUAUUUACACAUGGAUUUAGUUUGCAAAUUCUUAGAGAUUCCUUUUUUACUGCUAGAUCUUUUUUAGUAAAACACAAUUGAGAUAGAUAUUAAAGUGUAAUUUUAAGUGUGCUUGUUCUAUACAAAUACGGCAUUGCCUUCCAGAUUAAGUUUUUAACCAGAGUCAAACUUAGCCUUUAUAAAAAGUCCUCAUUUAAUUUCAAAAUAGAUCUUCUUGUAAGACAUCGCACAUAGGGAAGACCCACCUAGGAAUAGCUGGGUGAAAUGCAGAAUUGGAAAAAGGCAAAAGUCCUUGCUCAUGACUCAGAACUACAUUGAGUGAGGUCGGUGUUGAAAACGCCCGUUCCCUCCAGGUGAGCCUUUCCCAUUGUGGAUUAGUGUCGGGGGUUCAUGGCCCUAAUACAGGUGUGUCUGCGUUGCGUGGACCCACAGCCCUGCCCCAGAAGCAGCUUGGUCUCUUUUGCUGAGACUGCUUGCUGUACCUCAUCAGUUUCAGGAGGAAACAGUGAGAUGCCUCUAGAUUUAAAAUCUGGUUUCGGAGAGCACCUAAGCCCUCUGAGGGAAUGACUCCCGUAGGAGUUUGAUGGAGAUACUUCUAGGGGGAAGGGCUUGGGAACCGUGAGGGCUGUUAGGCUACAAGAAGGGAAUGGAUAUGUGAGAUCACGUGGGUUUAUUUUUUGAAGGGUGAACUGGAGUAGGUGAGGAUUCUGCCGUUGAUGCUCCAGGAUGGCUUUGCUCAGCCCUCCCCUGUAGACUGGAGGAAAGCCUACCGCCAAGAAGGAGAGGAUGCGUCUGUCCUGGGCGCAGCCAGCCUCCCUCUUCCAGGUUCAGCAAGGGCCCCUGGUUGGGCAUUUUCCUCGUAACCUUUGGCAACAUUGACUCAAAUGGCAUUGUUUAGCUUUCCAGAUAUUUCCCCGCUGCUUUUUGUGUUAAGGUAGUUUGGUAAAAUGCCUUAUUCCAAUGACCUAAGAUAACAUCAAGCAACUCACUGAUUUACUUUUCUAACUCGCUGUGGUUCAGAGGCGCACAGCAACGUGCUGUCUUUCACAUGGUGAACGUUAAACCCAGACCAACUCCCCAAGUCUAAUUUGUUUCAGUAAUUCCUGAAUGCAAUGACCCAGAUAUUCCUUUCAUCUCUGAUUGAGUUUCUUCCAUUAGAAGGAAGGAUUAAACCUUGGAUAAAAGAUUCGCAGCUGCCCCAGUGGUUAAUAGAGGUGAAAAUGGAAGUUUCAGUGAAACUGCUGGGGCCUUUUGCCUUUGUCCCCAUCCAAAAAGUUUUGUCAUUUUGUGCCUCUCUUUCUUCUCCUCUGGCUGAAUAUCCACUGGAGAUUGAAUUCUCUGAAACUCCCUGCUUGGGUGAAGUGGGAAGCUGUCUCCAGGAAGGGGAGUGACUGUGCAAAGUUUUACACAGUCGAUGCUAGAAUUGGAUCACAUCACCUGGGGGAGGCGCCUUCAGGACCAGAAAAGAGGACAUGGAGCUUUGAGGUGAAAACUUAUCUUAGAAACCCACAAAAAGUCAUUUCCCCAGCCCGACAUCAGGGACAGACCACACCCAUGGGGCAGAAACCGGGCUUGGUUGUUGCAGUGAGAAGAGAAGGCACGACCCUGGUGCACCGAGCACCUUUCCUCGUGGCUGUUUCCAGGCAUUGGGCUGAAUGCCCUCAGAAUCCCCCGUCCCUGCCCACUCCUCAAACCCUUACUGACCCACCCCUCUCGCCUGGUCCUGUCCCAGGCCCUGGGAGUGAGACGGAGGGGAUUCCAACGUGGGUUUGCCCUCCAGUGUGGUGGGAGGGACCCGCGUGGCCACUUGGCUUAGCCCUGCUCAUGGUGCAGACAUGGAACACGGAGGCGGGGAGAGGUUCCGUGACGUCCCCGAGGCCCCAGAACGCGGAAGGAGCAGAGUCGGGAUUCCUCUCAUUCCGUUUGGACCCCGAAGUCCCUGUUUUGUUUGCUGCCUCCUGUUCACGGCGUAUGAAUGUAUACCGAGAUGCUUUGUAAGGCAUAAAGUGCAAUACUAGCUUAGUGGCUGAUUGUUCAGUGAUUCCUUCUGUCACCAAACAGACGGCUGAGAUGAGAGGGAAACCCAAGCCUAACGCCCUUCAGUGGCCUUGCAUCGGAGCGCCCGUGACAGGUACCUCUCCAUGGAGAGGGGCUGUCCUUCGCCUUUGCCUGCUCCUCCUAUUGCAACAGUCCUGUGGACUAGCUCAGGCUCCAGAGGGGCUGGUGUGUAUGUGUGCGUGUGUGUGUAUGGUGUGUGUGUGUCUACAUACAAGCACAUGUGCACACAUGCACACACACAUACAUGCACACACACGCACAUGCACACAUACAUGCAGGUGUGCAGACUUGGCUCCAGGCGUGUGUCUGAUAGUAUUAUUCUACGAUAUUUCCCUCAUCUCCAUAGAAUACCAGCUUCUGAAUCCUCAAUCAGCCUUUACUUCAAGAAGAAAAGAAAAUCUCUCUCCUUCCAGGUCUGUGGUGCAGAUGGAAAAAGUGUGGUCAACACCCAUUAAGGCUUUAGUCAAAUGCCAGCUGAAUUAGAACGUGACGAACGUUAGACAAGACAACCCGACCGGGCGGGCGGGGGGAGGCGCAGAGUGUAUAAAUACAAAGUUAGAUACUUUUCAGGAAUAAAGACUCUAAUAAAAUAUUUUAUAUAAAACUUUUUACCUGUGUUCGGCGUCAGAUGCUUUAAGUGAUUGGCUUGCAUUUUUCUAAGUCGAUGGAUUCUUAGGCUGUGUCUGGAAUGCACUUCUUGUUCCUCUGGGAAGAGCACCGAUUUGUCACUUAUGUUCUGGUCCAAGACCUGGCUGUAGAUAAGCCUGUUCUCAAUGAUGUUCAUAUUUUAUGUUGAAUUGUCUUGAAGUUUUGUGUUUCCUGUUCUCCCAGAAUCCUCACCCAUAUCCUCCUGCCUCGUGAUACUGGCCAUGACCUCGAAAUAUGGCUGGAGGAGGCUCGUGGCAGGGCUAGCAGGAGGGCUCUGGGCCACACCUUCCCUUUGGUCCUCUCCACCCUUGCAGGGGCUCCCUCAACCCGGGCUCUGGGGUGGUAGCUCGGGCAGGGCGACAUCACGUCUUCCUUACUCCGCUUUGCUGGAAACCCAUUUCCCAGGCUUAGCUCUGUAGAGCCGGCUGCUAGUGGGGAAAGCAGCCCCUCUGGAGGUUUUGGUCCCGAAGCUGAGGUGAGCAGGGCCUACAAGUUGCUUGGUGUCAUGUGCUGCAUUAGCCCAUGGCUCCCCGAGCUCCGGCCAGGCGGUGACCCUCAGAGUGAGGACUUCCUGGGACAGCGGUGGCUUAGAACUGGGCUUUCAGAUCCAGCUUCCCUCCCACCUCUGGGAUGCAGAGUGGAGAGCUGGGCUGGGUGAGGUCGCAGAAUCGACCCACAGUGGCCCCUGCACUCCUCUCAUGGCGGCCGAGCACAAUCGGAGGCUGCCCCAGGCGUGCACAUAAGCUCACAAUGCACACUUUGCUUCCCCUUCGGUAACCCCUGCCUCUCUGGACUGCCCAGCUGCCCUGGAUCCCAGUAACGUUAAAGUCACGGUCCUUUCCGAGCCACUGUGCUUGGCCUGUCCCAUCGGGAAGAUUCCUCCAAGAUAAUCGCCGCCCCCUGCAAAGACAGGGGCUUCUGAUGUCCACGUGUGGGGCUGAUCUUUUUGGGGAACCUCCCUGGGACCAGAAGCAGGGAAGAAAUAGGAGACCCUGCAUCCCCAUGGCACAGUCUAAUUUUCACUUACAAGCUCAAUUCAGGCUGUCCUUAAAAUCCACGUGUCCUGGGCAAGGAAGGAAAUGUGGGGACGGGCACACACACACAUCCUUCUGCUGUGCUGGCCUAAAGUUCCUAAUAACUAUCCUACAUCCUGCCUGUUUCCUUUUUCCAUACUUGAGGAAACAGAAGGGUUUAGCCUUAGCCCAGUUUUUUGUGUUAUCUCUGAACAGACCAACCUGGAAUCACCCCUCACACAGACACGUGUGGCCUGCCCCAGUGUGCCCGAGGCCCACCCUGCUUUGCCUGGGGUUGAUGUGAAUGUCACACAUGUGAGCGGAGGCUGGGGUUAGGACCCUGAGGCUUCCCUGUUCUCAGAAAUAGUCUCCUGGCAUCAAAAGGGGUAAACGGUCCAUGCCACUGGCUACCACAUUCCAGCCUGGCAAGGGUUACUGUUUAUAGAGGCACCAUUUGAGGCCUUUUCCAUGUAGAAUGACCAUUGUAAAGCUGAAGAGAAAGGAACAGAAGCACAAAAGCACCUUGAUUCAUCGCAAACAGGCAGGGGCUGCCGGCUGGAGGAGAAUCUGCAUUUUGAGGGCGUGCUGGACGCGCUGAGGGCUCCUCUACAGCUGUGGGCUAAGCUUGCCCAAGCCCCUCCCCUUUUCCAGAAAGCCAUUCCCAUGGCCACCGGCCUUUCAGGUCCAGGAUGAGGACACAGCCACGGGCACAUAUGUGUUUGUUUCACUGGGGUUCAUGGUUUUGGGGACAGUCUUCUAGCCCCCGAGAUCUCGGGAAAGGCAUGAGCUCAAGUCACAAGCCUAAAAAGUAGCAAAACUCAAAAUUAUUACAUUCAGCUGUUUUCUGCCAAUAAAGCACCACCAUCCUCUGUGUGUCUGCACUGAACAAACAUACGAGAGAAUCUGGAUGAUCACUUUGGGUGCCUUUGGCCUAAACUUUGCACAUGACUUUAAACAUGGCCCUGACACUGCACACGGUAAGAAAUGCUUUUUAUUUUACGGUCCUUAAGGUUCCGAGAUCUGAUCUCUGGAAACGUGUAAGCCACCUACUGUUACCUCUGACUCAUGUGGUCCAUUACCUUGAGGGCCGGUGAGUGGGGCAGAGAUGCUGAGGCCUAGCUGGCGAGCCCCCGUGCAGUGAGGCAGGACCCUCCCUGGUGGCCUGUGUGGGGAGCCAGUCCUCUAGUCCCCCAGACAAAUCUCCCUUUAAGGAGGCUUCUGAAGCUCUGAGUGCCGGCACUCAGAAUUAAGCUGUCUCCUCACUGCUCACUGCACUUGCCUACGAGCCUCUAGAAAACAGUUUGCCCAAUGAGAGUGCUGCAGCUGAGGCAGAAGCAGACGUGUCCGUUUCUGGGGAAGUUACCCAAAAAAUCUCCCCUCUUAGGGGGCCCUAAUGUGCCCCCUCCUGUGGGUUGAAAUGCAUCUGGCCUUGAAAGGGAAGGCUAGGAAGUUAAGAAGUACGUGGGUUUAGGGUUGACAGCCCCAUAUUCAUGGACUCCUGGCGAUCCCUGAGUGCCACCUAAUCUGAGUGGUAACACAAUUUGGUUUGUCUGAAAAUGUAAUAGUAACCAUGGCAGCGAUUUCAUUUUUAUACCUUUGCAUUUUUACAUGUCUGUCACUGUGCAUCUUGGAGUCUCUUUUCCGUGACCUACCAGCUUCCCAAGCUUAAUAAUCAAUAUCUCACUAUUAUGUCAUUGGCCAACUAAAAACAGUAGCAAAACCUCCUAUCAUCCAAAUUGAUAAUAAAAUAGACCACCACACCCACACAUUGGGGGCUUCCCAUUUUUAUAGUCUUGUCCUCCCACCUGCAGGGUGUGAAUGGGGAUCAGUUUUUCAAUAGAACAUGUAUGUUUGGUAAGUUAAUACGUGUAGCUGACCCCUUUGCCUUUGUUUUUAUAUAUGUAUAUUUUCCCUUUGUAGACAUAUUGAUGCAAUACCUGUUCAUAGUUGAAUCUGUUACGAAUUGUUACCUUUUAUUUGAUGAAGAACUAUUUAAAGAUUUUCCUUUGUUUUUUCUUCUAAAGCAAAAGUCAAUGCAAGUAACUCUAAUCAGCGUGCAAACGCCUGCAUAUAUCUGUAUAUCUGCUAUGUAAUUAUAUAAUGUUUUUAUAAUGCUGUGUGGAUAACUUUACACUGAUUUAGUUACUUGACUGUAGGAAACACUGUUGCUUUGCACGCUGUGAGAGGUUUGCACUGUUACAGAUGAAGGCAACAUAUUUACAUAUGUACAUGUGUAUACAUAUAUAUAUAUAUAUAUUCAAAAAUAACAUCGGCUCUUUGGGGUGUCUGUUUCCUUGGUUGUUUCACACCACUGGAACAUUGAACCUGGACAGACCCUAGAAUGUCAGUUUCCUGACUCCACCUUACAGACCAAAGAGCCACGUGUCUAUUUCUGUAGACCUAUCUCCUGAGAUUUGUACAUGCGUUUUUUGCAGACUUAAACUUUGUUUUCUGAAAUUAGAUGCCAUUUAUGAUGAUGUGAUGUCAGUCAAAUAAAGCAUCAUUAUUU
Molecule: messenger RNA, 10107 nt
Organism: Macaca mulatta (Rhesus monkey)
Lineage: Eukaryota; Metazoa; Chordata; Mammalia; Primates; Cercopithecidae
Gene: ABCG1
Product: ATP binding cassette subfamily G member 1
Biological process (GO): transmembrane transport; cholesterol efflux; cholesterol homeostasis
Cellular component (GO): plasma membrane
Molecular function (GO): ATP hydrolysis activity; ABC-type sterol transporter activity; ATP binding
Source: RefSeq, a predicted model, not a curated record